Molecule: messenger RNA, 2151 nt
Organism: Ananas comosus (pineapple)
Lineage: Eukaryota; Viridiplantae; Streptophyta; Magnoliopsida; Poales; Bromeliaceae
Product: DNA-binding protein EMBP-1-like
Exons: 12
Coding region: 551-1804 (417 amino acids)
Biological process (GO): regulation of DNA-templated transcription
Cellular component (GO): nucleus
Molecular function (GO): sequence-specific DNA binding; DNA-binding transcription factor activity
Source: RefSeq, a predicted model, not a curated record
UCUUAACCCUAAUUAAUGUAUUUUUCUUAACCCUAAUUAAUGUAAGAAAAGAAAAAUCCCUCUCUCUCACUCCUGUGCGUAGCUGCUGCCCAACCGAUCACGCUCUGUCUCUCACCUGCACCUCUCUCUCUCUCUCUCUCUCUCUCUCUCUCUCUUUCUCUCUCCCUCUCGCGUGUACGCGCGUGCUAUCUCUCUCGUUCUCGCACGCACGAACCCGCGGUGGCCUCUCGAUCCCUUGUCCUCCGCCGUCGCCAUCGCCGUUCUUCUCGAUCGUCGUCGACGGUGUUUGGUUCGUCGUCGGCGGCGUUUGGUUCGUCGUCGGUGGCACCUCGAUCGCCGUCGUUUCUCCAUCGUUUUCGAAAGGUUCCGAUGAUUAUAUUGAUACUUGGCUUUUGACUGAAUGAUACUUGGAUUAUUUGAAGGUAUUGAGUCCAAUUAGUUUGUGGGGGAUGGGAUCGAGUGAUCGCUAAACGGAGAGAAUGUUAUUUAUUUGUGGACUUUGGUUAAUAAAUUUCGGCUGAAAAUUAAGAGAGUAUAACUGAAUUAUUGGAUGAUGGCUGCUGCUGAGGAGCAAAAUAAGCCUUUAUUAGAAACUAGCGCUGCAGGUGGUCCUACUACGACUGCUACCACCGGCGUCGCUGCUGCCGCUGUUGCUGCCAGCACUACUGCAGCAGCUCCUCCAUUGAUGGCAUAUGGAGCUUCUUCGGAGUGGGCAACCUCGCUGCAAGCAUACUACAAUAGUGGAGGGGCUGCAUCAGCUGUCUCAGCGCAUGCUUUCUUUCCCCCAGGUGCUUCUCACCAUUCCUAUGCAGUUUGGGCUCCCCAGAUGGUGUCGCCGUACGGCACCCACAUCCCAAUCUCUCCCAUGUAUCAUCCUGGUCCAAUGUAUGCUCACCCUUCGAUGGGUAUGAACAUGCCAUACCCAGCUAGCGAAGUUGAGGUGAGACCAAUUGAGGGGAAAAUCAAGGGAUCUACAAGCAAAGGGAGUUCUGGAAAUGCCAGAGGUUCUCCUGAGAAGUCAGAGGAUGGCAGGAAAGGAACAUCUGCCUCUGCUGACAAUGCUUCAAGGAGUAGCGAAGACGGAAGCGAGGGUUCAUCUGAUACGAGAGAGGACAAUGAUGAGCAAAAGGAAUCGACCGCAACUAAAAAGAGAAAAUAUCGUGGGAUGGCUGUAGAUGGAGAAACUUCUCAAACUGCCACUAUUGCCCAUUGUAAUAAUACUAUUGCUGAGUCAUCUUAUAAUGCGAGGGGAAGAUCUGUCACAAAGCUUCCGGUUUCAGCACCUGGAAGAUCAGCUCUACCUAAUUCUUCCACUAAUUUGAAUAUAGGCAUGGAUAUUUGGAAUACUUCUCAUUCUGCAACUGUUAAUGUCAAACCCAAUGAAGUGACCGCUGCAUCAGCCAUGGUGGGACGAGAUGGUGUCAUGUCUGAACAUCAAUUGGACGAGCGUGAACUUAAGAGGGAAAGACGAAAGCAAUCUAAUAGAGAGUCAGCUAGAAGGUCAAGGCUACGGAAGCAGCAAGAAUGCGAGGAAUUGGCAAGAAGGGUUGCUGAACUCAACAGUGAGAAUAGCGCGCUCAAGGUAGAACUAGAGCAUCUCAAGAAAACUUGCUCAGAACUGGAGGCUGAAAAUUCGCAGAUAAUGCAGGAGGAAAUGGUUCAGUUACAUGAACCUGGUAUCAACAUUGACCCAUCUAGGAUGCUUAGGGUCAGCGACAGCGGUUCCCUUGCUCGUAACAAUUCCAAUAAGAGCAAUGGUAAUUUUUACAAUAGCAGUGGUAAUCAGGAAUCCACUUCUAGAUGAAAUCAGAUCUUCUCUUCUUAUCUAACCAUCCUGCGGGCUCUGACACACUUUUUCUUACGACGAGGGUCUGUAAAGCUGCACUUUCUUAUGCACGCAUUGAUCCGUGUAGGACUUAACAGGUUGUUGCAGAAUAGAUGUAUCUAUAGAUCAAUGUAUCAAUUUUAACACCUAGAGCUUGGUCACUAUUUUUAUUUUUUCGUAACUUUUUCUACUUUGAUAUUUAAGGCAAGUUUACUAACUGCGAUGAGGGCAAAGCUGCGACAGCCCAUUUGGUGUUCUAGUCUUUUGAUUGUUAUUAAUAAUAUUUCACAUUUUCUCUCUUUUAUAGCAGUUUGCUUUUACCGUAA